Molecule: messenger RNA, 4332 nt
Organism: Microsporum canis CBS 113480
Lineage: Eukaryota; Fungi; Ascomycota; Eurotiomycetes; Onygenales; Arthrodermataceae
Product: ankyrin-1
Exons: 8
Coding region: 1-4332 (1443 amino acids)
Molecular function (GO): protein binding
Source: RefSeq, a predicted model, not a curated record
AUGGGCUUUUUCGGUACCAAAAAGGCCAAACAGGCCAAAGAGGCUCAACAGGUUAAAGAGGCUGAACAGGCUGAGCCGCAUGGCUUGAAUAUUACGCCCUAUGGGAUUUCAGUAAUUCAUGAACCCUCUAACCCAACCCACGACAUCGUUUUUGUCCAUGGCUUCGACGGUCACCCAAGAAAUACAUGGAGCGCGGGGGUUCCAGGUGUUAAAAAAGGGCUAUUUUCCCAGAAGGGAACUGCAGUCUUCUGGCCCAAAGAGCUCCUUGCAAAGGAACCGUCCAUUUCACAAGCUCGCAUUGCUACCUGGGGCUAUGAGACCAACCUGUAUCAAAGUCCUACAAGCAAGACAAACCAGCUAGGUGUUGUUGACCAUGCAAGGAACUUGGUCACAAACCUUCAGUUCUGGCGAACUACAGAUGCUCUCGCGCUCUCAAGAGGGAGUGAUGCUCAAAUUGAGAGAAAAAGUGUCUAUUUGUCAACUACGGGCAUUAUAUUUUUUGGGACUCCGCAUCGUGGUAGCGACUGGGCAGGGAAGGCGGAGCUUCUCCGCUUACUUACCGUCACUGCUGGUUGUAAGCCAAAUACAAAAAUCACAGCUGCCUUGCGUCCUGGAUCCGAUCUGCUAAAUGAACUGAGGGACACGUUCUCUUUCUUGCUAGAGGAUGGUCAUAUUCACAUCUAUUCGUUUUAUGAAGCAAAGGGGAUUACUGACUUCAGGGGGUUUGGAAUAAUGUGCAAGUUCUCUUCUGAGCACGAUGAUGGCUAUCCGCAAUGUAAGGGGGCAUUGCUUACCCUCCUUCAAAGAGUUACUGCCGCAACCUAUGAGCGCCAUCACAACGACAUUGGGAACCGUCUUAUGGAGAAUUCUGGAGAGUGGCUAAUAAAUAGCGAUAUCUAUAAGAGUUGGGUAACUUCUUGUGAAUCACCUAUAUUCUGGCUACAUGGAACUCCUGGUUCAGGUAAAACUACUCUUAUGCAUUGCAUUAUCAAAUCCCUGAAACCCCAGAAACUUGCAAGUGUGUCAGCUGGCGUUGCCUAUUUCUACUGCAACGCUUUAGAAUCUGACCGCACCGACCCGGCUAGCGCGCUUCGAAGCCUACUAUUCCAGCUUAGUUUUGUGGACGGCAGAUAUAACAGUUCGCUUUUGAAAGCCUUUAGGGAGGAAAGACGUCAAGCGAAAGAGAAUGAGCUUCCGUUGCGUAAAUUAACAAUUGGAGAAUGUGUGGAUUAUCUUAAAAGCAUCUCGAAGAACGACCCAGUUAUCCUCGCCAUCGACGCGCUCGAUGAGCUAUAUGCAGGAAACGAUCUGGUCCCCCCUUACUGGACUAAUCUCCAGAGAUUCCUUGAGGCAUUGGAUACCCUUGAACAAACUGGCAACGUUAAAAUCGUCGUCUCUAGCCGGGAUGACGGCAUUAUCUGCAAGUGGAGAGAGGAUCCUGAUUGUUUACAAAUAUCGUCCGACUCCAGAGAAAAUCGAGGAGAAAUCGAGCGUUUUAUCCAUCAAGAGAUUGCAUCGGUCAUCAAAAGUAAGAGAAUACGAUGUGGCCGGGUUUCGGAAGAACUGCGGGUCAAAAUUCUUCGCACACUGUGCGAGAAGGCUGAGAGAAUGUUUCUCUGGGUGAGACUUCAGAUUGAUCUUCUUUGUGACCCCCGGUUAAGUGAACGUGACGUCGAAGCGCUCCUAGAAAAACUACCAGACAAUUUGAAGAAGACUUAUGAUUUAAUUCUGGGAAAAAUAUCUGAGCUAGGCCCCCAUAGCCUUGUGACUGCUCAAAAAUGUAUGCAAUGGCUGCUGUAUUCAAAGCGUGCACUUACAAUGUCCGAGAUAAUCUCUGCGGUAUCGGAUUACAAAUAUACCAUUCGUAUCGAAGACAUACUGCAGGCAUGCUGCAAUCUAGUUUUCCUCGAUGCAGGGCUAGAGUGCUAUACCCAGGAUACAUCUGCUAAGGCCGGUGGAGUUGGAAUUAUUCGCUUUAUUCACUCAACCGUUGCAGAAUACCUCCAAGAACCAGUACACGAGGACUACCACGAACACAGAUCACACGCUACUAUCUUGGAAAGAUGUGUCAAUGUGUAUCGAUGGGAAGAUACACCCAAAUGCCCCAAGCACAAUAGGAUGCUAAAAGAGUAUGCCACUCAGUUUUGGCCUUACCACUUCCGGCUUGUUGACGGCUCCAAGAGUCCAAUAAAAGCAAUGCUUUGUGGCUUCCUCACGCCGAGGCAAGGGAAAAGAAGCGUUGGUAUUCCAUUUAGGAAUUGGACAGGAUAUGCAGACAAUUUAUCUCGGUCACUUGCACCCCCUGACAGCCAAAAGCUAGAAAAUGUCAUUUCGGAACCGGAAAUCAUGGCAACACCUGUCUUUGUGGGCGGUUGUUAUGGAUUUCUCCCAAAACUUGAAGAACUGGGGUUCUUAGGACUGCUUGAAAACAGUUGGGAUCGCAAAAAUAGGAGAAAUCGGACUGCGCUGUCCCUCGCUGCAAGAUUUGGAUACUCAGAGACAGUAGAGUAUUUACUCCAAAAGCGUGUCGACCCAAAUGGCAAUGUACAGCCUGGAGACCGAACCCCACUUCUAUGGGCGGCAGUUGAGGGCCACGCAAAUGUUAUGGAAGUUUUGCUAGAGGAGGAGUAUAAAGUCGAUAUAAAUUAUCGAGACUCUGCUAGUCAGACGGCGCUACACUUUGCUGCAGGUAGCGGCUUAUACGGGAUAGUCAUGAUUCUGCUCGAGAAAGGAGUCGAGUCUGACCCUCUAAGCAAGCAGGGGAAGACACCACUAUCGUGGGCUGCUGGAAAGGGGCAUUUAGAUAUUGUGAAAGUUCUCCUGGAGUACAACGCCGAUCUGGACUCACAGGAUGAGAAUAGAAAGACACCACUUGCAUGGGCUGCUGGAAAUGGCCAGGGAAAAGUUGUUGAAUUUCUUAUCGGGCGUGGUGCUGAUUUACAUUCGAGAGAUAAUAUGGGGUCUACACCACUUGCAUGGGCCGCAACUAAUGGAUACAAGGAAGUUGUUCAAAUUCUCCUCGAAGGGGGCGCCGACCUAACUUCCCGAGAUAACAAAGGAUGUACACCAGUUGCUUGGGCCGCAACAAAUGGGAACACCGCCGUUGUUCAACUACUUCUUGAUGAGGGGGCGGACGCGAAUUCUAAAGAUAUGGAUAGGAAUACCCCCCUCUCGUGGGCUGCAACAAACAAGCAUAUAUCAACUAUUAAACUACUUCUCGAACGCGGGGCGGACCCAAAUUCUCAGAAUUGCAAAGGUAGUACACCCCUAGCAUGGGCAGCAACGAACGGGAGUACAGAUGUCGUCAAGUGUCUACUGGAUGGAAACGCUAUAAUUGAUAUUGAAGAUAAAGAUAAGAAAACGCCGCUCUCGUGGGCAGCAGGGAACGGGAAGCUGGCUGUUGUCGAGUAUCUCCUUGGUAAGGGGGCCAACGCAAAUUCUAGAGAUCGCACUGGAGGUACCCCUCUCGCGUGGGCUGCAACAAACGGACAUAUAGCUAUCGCUGAAGUACUGCUGAACAAGGGAGCUCUGAUUGAUUCCCGGGACGACCUGGGGAAUACCCCACUGGCAUGGGCAGCUGGAAAUGGGCAUACAGAUAUGGUCAAACUCCUGGUCACGAAGGGGGCAAUAGUAAGGUAUCCCGACAAUGAUAAACGAGCACCUCUGUUGCGUGCUGCGGGAAACGGACAUGAGAAAGCUGUUAGAGCUCUCCUCCAACUUGACGCGCAGGUAGACCCCAAGGAUGAGGAUGGAAAGACGCCAUUGCUAUGGGCUGCCUCGUAUGGCGACAGGGGAAUCGCCGAGCUACUUCUCGCAUACAAGGCCAAUGCAAAUUCUCAGGAUAAUGAUAAUGCUACACCACUUUACUGGGCAGCUUCAAAGGGACAUAAAGAGGUUGUUAAACUUCUUCUUGAUAAAGGAGCAUCGCCUAACUGCCAGACUAUUGAAAACGAGAGUACGCCGCUUCUAUGGGCAGCUUCACGAGGGCAUCUGGCCAUCGUUAGGCUGCUUAUCCAGGCAGGGGCUCAUCUCAACGCCCAGGAGUUGGGAGGGAUGACGCCGCUUCUAUGGGCUGCGAAUGGGAGUCGUCGAGACAUUAUCCUGGCCCUCCUCAGUGCAGGCGCGGAUCCAAACCUGUCAGAAUAUGGAUCUGGGGAUACAGCGCUGUUUAAGGCGAUAUCGCGAAAGGACGAGCAAUCGGCAAUACUUCUACUCUCACAUAAUGCCAAUCCAAUGCUGCCGAAUGGGAGGGGCAUGACGCCCCUACGAAUGGCACGGCAAAUGGGAUGCCAGAGGGUGAUCCGUGAUUGUAACGAGAGAGGAUAUACUUGA